This is a messenger RNA of Candidozyma duobushaemuli, 2277 nucleotides long. RefSeq names its product Ctf18p (gene CTF18). Lineage: Eukaryota; Fungi; Ascomycota; Pichiomycetes; Serinales; Metschnikowiaceae. The transcript has a single exon. Gene Ontology annotation, cellular component: nucleus. Gene Ontology annotation, molecular function: ATP binding; DNA binding; ATP hydrolysis activity. The record is from RefSeq and is a predicted model, not a curated record. Bases 1 to 2277 code for a protein of 758 amino acids.
AUGGACUUCGAUAUGCAAGGCUCGCUCUUGUUUCAGCCUCAAACACAGCCAGAGGAGCCAAUCAGAAUCGAGGAUUCCCUCCUAUUUUCACAAAGCCAGCCCCACGCCGAUCCAGGCUCGCCGCUUCACUUCUCACAAGCUCCUCUAGAGCAGGAUGACUCUGAAAACAGGCCAGAGGGCUCAAAGGAGGUGAAGUUGUUCAAUGGAAAGAGGAUUUUUCUCAAGAAAAGAACACCGCAGCCCGUCAGCGUGGACUACUCAGAUACCAUCCUAGACAUGGAUAAGCUCCAUGAACAGGUCGAGAAGAGAAGAACGACAAGGGAUGCCAUAAACGAGGUGAGAAAAAGCAGAAUCAGCGAAAAGGCAAACUCUUCAGUUGCUCAAAGCGACAGCGGCAUAUGGACAGAAAAGUACCGCCCAAAGUCCUUCUUUCUGCUCUGUCCAGCAGGAAACGAGCGUCAUUACCGUGCCAUCAUGCACUGGCUUCGACUCCGAGAAAAAGAAAAGAAAGUUCUUCUAGUUCACGGUCCCCCUGGUGUGGGCAAAACGGCAGCUGUGCAUGCUCUUGCUGACCAGGCCGGUUACGGUGUCUAUGAAGUGAAUGCAGCAAACGCCUUGGACAAUGACCGUGGCGACAGCUCUUCGAACGCGUAUUCAAGGCAGCUCGCAAAGCUACGUCAUCGUAUGAGGAUUGCUCUUACUUCGAACGACGUGACGUGCAUGGACAAGCCAACUUGUCUCGUGAUAGACGAGGUAGACUGUGCCGCCAACGCCAACGACGUGGUGAGGGUGAUUUCGGAGAUUGUCAACUCGAGAAAAUUCAAACUUGCUAGACCUAUUAUCUGCAUUGCGAACGACGCUUUCUCAGGAAAGGCCAUGGAGAAGCUACGUCCGCUUUGCGAGCUCGUGGGGUUCAGAAGACCUGUGGCCACCGCUCGUUCAGGUCCCGGUAAAAUGCAAAGAGUGAAUGUUAGCGCCCAAAAGACCGUCAAGGAGCACUUGAUGGAGAUUUCAAACAAGGAGGGCCUUCAAAUGGACAGGAAGGAGAUUGCAGAUGUGUUCGAAACAUGUGAAGGUGAUAUGCGUGCUUGCAUUAACCAAAUGCAAUUUGCCGGCCGCAGACUCGACAAGGCUCUUCACCUCGGAAAGAACAAUGGUAACUACUCAUCGAAGGAUAAAAAUGUGUCUUGGUUUGCGCUUGUGGAUAGGCUUUUUGCAAGAGACCGGUAUCUUUCAAAAGACGAAGACGCCUUGGAUGUCUACGAUAUGCUUUUAUCAGGAGAAGGCAACUCAUCCGCUUCACUUGACAAAGUCAUUCGUGGAUGCUUCAAUCGGUAUCUUGAGGCAACUCACUUUCAAGACGACUCACUCAUACGGCCUGCCGAAAUCUCAGAUUGGCUACAUUAUUACGACAGAUUUCAUUCCCGUCCAGGUGGAGACCCAGCUGGAUACUCUACGCUAGCACCCCUCAAGUUCUGGUCGCUCUUCAGUGAGAUCGAUCCACCUAGAAAUCAUGAAACAGUGAUCGUACCCAAUGCAAAAAGCUUGGAUUUUGAGACUAUGGAGCUUAUCAAGCAGAACAAGUCUAUACUCAUGGCUAUCAACGAGAACCUUCCUAUCAGCUUGAAGCUCUCUUGCUCCACAAGCUCUGACUUUUAUGCAUGUCAAUUCCUUCCGAUGCUUGACAUCAUGCUAUCACCAAAUGCCGGCUCUUCACGGGUGAAGCUGACGUUGCGUGUGGGUGAGCAGCGCUUGGUGGAACGAGCCGCGCAUAUUGUCAAGCUGCUUGGCCUCAGGCUCGAAACGCUGAAGAACAUGGAGACAGGAAGUGUAUCUCUUGCAUUUGGACCAAACUGGGACUCGAUCACCAUUUUUGAAACAGACGUUGCGCCAGUAUUGCUGACCCAAAAGAGCAAAUUACUCAACACGAAACGUAACUGGUUGUUCCCUCUCCUCCAAGCUGAAUUUGACCUAACCAUGGCUCAAAAGGUUAAACGUGUUGCCCUGAGGGUUGCUCCUACGGCUCCUAAGCCAAAGCGGCCAAGGAAGCAAGUGAGUGCACCAGACUUUUUUGCGAAGAAGAAGUCGGAAAACGAUACCCUGGGUGAAUCAAAAGCCUCCGAUGAUGAAGAAGCCAAGUCACAAGAGGAUGCGAAUUCCGAUCAGAGCAAGCUAGACCAGGAGGCCGAAAAGUCCGCCAGAAUAUGGGUCAAAUUCAACGAAGGUUUUUCUAACGCUGUCAGAAAAAACAUUGGCUGGGUUGACCUCUGGGCGUAG